UAGAAUAUUACAAGGGAGGGAAGUGUAAAAUCACAAAAACUUCAUCGUCAUGGCUGCAAUUCGUGACGUCGUUACCGUCAACCUCUUCCCCCAUUCUUGCUCUCUGAAUCUUCUUCUUCUUCCAUAAUAUGCGUACACACAUGUAGGUUAGGGUUUCUCUCCGUCGAUACAUACAGGAUACAUACAUACAUACAUACAUACAAUUCGUUCGGUUCGCCUGUUAAAUAUCAAUGACUCCGAUAUUCAAAAACCUCCAGCUGACGGAGGUUAACGGCCGGAGUCGCGGCGGAGUUCGCGAUGCGACGGCGAUUGACAUCGGCGGAAACCUAGAGGACGUUAGGCUUUUAGAUUCUUGUGACGACGGUUACGGUGUGGAGAAAACAGGCGUUGCGAGAAUUCAGAUGAGAAUCACCGGGAUGACGUGUGCAGCGUGUUCGAAUUCCGUUGAAGGAGCGAUUAGGAGCCUAAACGGCGUCGUUAGCGCCUCUGUUGCUUUGUUGCAGAACAAAGCUGACGUCGUUUAUUAUCCUAAUUUGGUUAAUGAUGGUGAUAUUAAGAAUGCAAUAGAAGAUGCAGGAUUCGAGGCAGAGAUUCUACAAGAACAGCCGACCACAAAGGCAAAGUCACACGAAACUCUAGUAGGGCAGUUCAUAAUCGGAGGAAUGACAUGUGCAGCUUGUGUUAAUUCUCUUGAAGGCAUCUUAAGAAAGCUUCCUGGUGUUAAACGUGCUAUCGUUGCUCUCGCUACUUCACUUGGGGAAGUAGAGUACGAUCCCUUAAUAAUCAGCAAGAAUGAAAUCGUAAAUGCAAUUGAAGAUGCCGGUUUUGAGGCUUCUCUUGCACAAAGCAGUGGACAGGAUCGAAUCACGUUAGGAGUUAAUGGAAUAUACAGUAAUUUGGAUGUACAUAUGUUAAAUGACAUGCUAUACAACAUGAAAGGAGUGAGACAGUUUACUUUUAACAAGACAUCAAGUGAGUUAGAUGUGCUCUUUGAUACCGAGAUCCUAGGUCCUAGAGCCUUAGUUGAUGCAAUUAAUGAAGAAAGUUCCUCAGAUUUUAAAGUACAUGUAAAGAACCCUCAUAUUAGGAUGGUUUCUCAAAAUAUAGAAGAAUCCACACGCAUGUUGCACCAUGUUCUACUCAGUUUGUCUCUCGGUAUUCCUAUCUUUGCAAUGCGGUUCAUAUGUCCAUAUAUACCUUUUCUUAAUACCAUAUUGGUUUUGCAAAUCGGGCCGUUCCAACUUGGUGAUUGGCUACGUGUGGUGUUGGCCGGGCUCGUUCAGUUUGUUGUUGGGAAGCGUUUUUAUCUUGCAGCGUUCAGAGCACUACGUAAUCGUGCAACAAACAUGGAUGUUUUGGUGGCACUCGGAACCUCAGCUGCAUACUUCUAUUCUGUUUAUGCACUGUUAUAUGGUGCAAUCACAGGGUUUUGGUUUCAAACGUAUUUUGAAACAAGUCCCAUGUUAAUAACUUUUGUAUUGUUCGGGAAGUACUUGGAAAAUCUAGCAAAAGGGAAAACAUCAGAUGCUAUAAAAAAGUUGGUGGAACUUGCACCUUCAACAGCUUUGCUGCUUAUCCAAGACAAAGGUGGAAGUGUUAUUGGAGAAAGGGAAAUAGAUGCAUUACUUAUCCAACCUGGUGACUUAUUAAAGAUUGUUCCCGGUUCAAAGGUUCCAGUUGACGGUUUCGUUGUAUCGGGUUCAAGUUAUGUGAAUGAGAGUAUGGUUACGGGUGAAUCCGCACCUGUUUUGAAGAAGGCCAGUUCUUUAGUGAUUGGAGGUACGAUAAACUUACAUGGCUCCCUCUAUGUUCAAGCUACAAAAAUAGGUUCUGACACCGUUUUGAGCCAGAUAAUUUCACUGGUUGAGACCGCACAAAUGACGAAAGCUCCUAUUCAGAAGUUUGCCGACUUUGUUGCAAGCAUUUUUGUCCCUACAGUUGUUGCGUUGUCAAUGACAACAUUCAUGGUGUGGUACUUUAGUGGAGUUGUUGGAUCGUACCCUCAAGACUGGCUACCUCAAAAUGGCACCUACUUUGAUUUUGCACUCAUGUUCUCGAUUUCGGUGGUGGUUGUUGCAUGUCCUUGUGCUCUUGGCCUAGCCACGCCAACUGCUGUCAUGGUUGCAACUGGGGUCGGAGCAAAUAAUGGCGUGUUGAUCAAAGGAGGAGACGCGUUAGAGCGGGCUCAAAAGAUUCGUUAUGUGGUAUUUGAUAAAACCGGGACUCUAACUCAGAGUAAAGCUGCAGUUACCACUGUCAAAGUGUUCACUAGAAUGGACCGUGGAGAAUUUUUGACAUUGGUUGCUUCUGCUGAGGCUAACAGUGAGCAUCCUAUAUCAAAAGCAAUACUGGAAUACGCUUGCAAUUUCCAUUUCUUUGAGGAUCCUUGUGUAACCAAAGAUUCUCUAAUUGAGAUAAGUGAUGCUAAAAUGACGGGAUGGCUUCUUGAUACGGUGGAUUUCUAUACGAUUCCAGGAAAAGGCAUUCAGUGUUACAUCAAUGAGAAGCAGAUUUUGGUUGGAAACAGAAGUUUACUGGGCGAGAGAGGGGUUAAUAUUCCAAUAGAUGUUGAAAAUGUGCUGGUGGAUCUUGAAGAAAACGCAAAGACUGGGAUAUUGGUGGCAUAUGAUUCUCAACUCAUUGGUGUUAUGGGAGUUGCAGAUCCUAUAAAACGAGAAGCAGCUGUUGUUGUUGAAGGCCUUUUCAAAAUGGGUGUCCGAUCCAUCAUGGUUACCGGAGACAAUUGGCGUACUGCCAAAGCCGUUGCACAAGAGGCUGGCAUUCAAGACGUAAGGGCAGAGGUUUUGCCAGCUGGGAAAGCUGACGUCAUCCGUUCAUUACAAAAAGACGGAAGCAUAGUGGCUAUGGUGGGUGACGGCAUCAACGACUCCCCAGCCUUGGCGGCAGCAGACGUUGGCAUGGCGAUUGGGGCUGGAACCGACAUUGCCAUAGAGGCUGCUGACUAUGUAUUAAUGAAAAGCAACUUGGAAGAUGUGAUCACAGCCAUUGAUCUUUCACGAAAAACAUUUGCCCGCAUUCGUUUAAAUUACGUGUUUGCCAUGGCCUACAACGUGAUCGCGAUUCCUGUAUCAGCCGGGAUUCUAUUCCCAUGGUUAAAUAUCAAAUUGCCACCGUGGGUUGCAGGUGCCUGUAUGGCACUCUCAUCUGUAAGUGUUGUUUGCUCUUCUUUGCUUCUGAGACGGUAUAGAAAACCAAGGCUUACUGCUAUACUGGAAAUAACCCUAGAGUGAAUAUUAGAAAUGUUACAUGUUUUAUAAACAUUUGUUUUUUUUUUAUAUAUUUCUGAGUUUAGUUGUAGCUU
Molecule: messenger RNA, 3322 nt
Organism: Helianthus annuus (common sunflower)
Lineage: Eukaryota; Viridiplantae; Streptophyta; Magnoliopsida; Asterales; Asteraceae
Product: copper-transporting ATPase RAN1
Exons: 9
Coding region: 231-3251 (1006 amino acids)
Biological process (GO): monoatomic cation transport
Cellular component (GO): membrane
Molecular function (GO): ATP hydrolysis activity; copper ion binding; ATP binding
Source: RefSeq, a predicted model, not a curated record